Messenger RNA from Myxocyprinus asiaticus (Chinese sucker), 3037 nucleotides. RefSeq names its product acyl-CoA desaturase-like. Gene Ontology annotation, cellular component: endoplasmic reticulum membrane. Gene Ontology annotation, molecular function: iron ion binding; stearoyl-CoA 9-desaturase activity; palmitoyl-CoA 9-desaturase activity. NCBI's taxonomy places the organism in Eukaryota, Metazoa, Chordata, Actinopteri, Cypriniformes, Catostomidae. Gene Ontology annotation, biological process: unsaturated fatty acid biosynthetic process; response to fatty acid. The transcript is spliced from 6 exons. The coding region runs from base 350 to 1330 and encodes 326 amino acids. The record is from RefSeq and is a predicted model, not a curated record.
GGUGCAAUGCUGGUGACGGCACCGCUGAAGUUUGGUUGUUCACGGAUGAUGCUGGCAUGAACUGAAUACAGAGAACAAGAACAUCAGACGAACAUCAGCCAAUCAGAUCCUUCGUGUUAGGUGGCAUCAAACUCCCUGUCCAAUCGCAGAGCAGAAUCGCUGCAAUUCGGAGAGACGAGGGUGAAGCGUAUCACCAUCACCAGCGGCUGUUUGCGCACAGUUACGCGCGUCUGAGUGGCUACGCAUUUGGAUAACGCUGCUCCAAAACUGCGUUGUUUUAUUUCGUUUGCACACCUGCACUGAAUUUAAACCCAUCCACAGCAGCGGUUUGUAAUCGCCCGUGAUCAUCAUGCCUGAUUCGGAUGUUAAAGCUCCAUUACUGAACUCGGAUCCAGAGACAGUGGAGGACGUGUUUGAUAACACAUAUAAAGAGAAAGAAGGCCCUAAACCACCCGUCGUCAUAGUGUGGAGAAAUGUCAUUCUCAUGAGUUUAUUGCAUAUCGGAGCUUUGUAUGGACUCUCCCUCAUACCAGUUGCAUGCACACUCACACUGAUGUGGUCGGUCUUUUGCUCCGUGUUCAGUGCUUUGGGCAUCACCGCGGGUGCUCACAGGUUGUGGAGUCACAGAUCAUACAAAGCGUCUUUACCUCUGCGGAUCUUUCUCGCUAUCGGCAACACUAUGGCCUUCCAGAAUGACAUCUACGAAUGGACACGUGAUCAUCGCGUUCACCACAAAUACUCGGAGACGGACGCUGACCCUCACAACGCCGUGCGAGGCUUUUUCUUCGCUCACAUUGGCUGGCUGCUGGUUCGCAAACAUCCUGACGUCAUCGAGAAGGGACGCAAGCUGGAGCUCAGUGACCUGAGGGCUGAUAAAGUCGUCAUGUUUCAGAGGAGGUACUACAAGCUGUUGGUGCCGUUGAUGUGUUUCUUCAUCCCGAUGUUUGUGCCGUGGUAUAUGUGGGGAGAGUCGCUGUGGGUGGCAUAUUUCAUACCUGCCGUUCUCAGGUACACGAUGGUGCUAAACGCCACCUGGCUGGUGAACAGUGCUGCACACAUGUGGGGCAACCGACCGUACGACAGCAACAUAAACCCCAGGGAGAACAAAUUCGUCACCUUCAGUGCAAUAGGUGAAGGCUAUCAUAAUUACCACCACACGUUUCCAUACGACUACGCCUCCAGUGAGUUCGGCUGGAGACUCAACCUGACCACCUGCUUCAUCGACUUCAUGUGUUUUCUGGGUCUGGCCAGUGACCGCAAGCGUGUGUCCAAAGAGAUGGUGCUCGCUCGCGCUCAGCGCACCGGAGACGGCAGUCACAGAAGUGGCUAAGUGCUCGCUUCACGUCCCGAAAAACUGCCGACAAGAAAACCGGAGGACGAUCAGCCCUUCCUUAGACGGGAGUUUCAACAGUGUUGAAGCUUCUGCUCUACAUUCAUCCUCUGAUGUCAGACGACGACAAACUUUUUUUUUUCUUUCCCCAGUCUAGCCUGUGAAGCUUUCAUACAGGCGUUCGACCUGUUUGUGUAGCACUAAUUCUUAUUUGUUUUCAGCUUCUUCUCUACUUUAAUUCUAGAUAGAUUUGACGCCCGCGUCUUGAGCUCUUGCAGCUGAUGUGCCUCAAUGCAGCAGCUAAACACGGCUCCCAGAAACAGGCCAACGACCCGGUGACCCUUUUUGUGUGCGACAUCUUGCCAGAUCUAGCUGUGCAAUUUGGGAGAAAUUAAAUAGAUUUACUAUUUAACUGCUGCAGCACCAUAUUGUAGUUGUACUAAGCUAAAGUAAGCCAGAUGCCUCAUAUUAUUGUCAUGCAUCCUGGGUGGCAUCUUACCAGAUCUAGCUGUGCAAUUGGGAGGAAAUUAAACCAAAACACCAAUUUAUUCAAUACGUAACAACUGCAUCUUACUGUAUCUGUACCAAGUUGAAUUGUAAGACCAGAUACGGUCUGUCUUACUUUUAACUUUUUUUUUUUUUGUUAACAUACUUGCACAAUUUGCUCAUUCUGUAGAGCUUUGGAGAAAUAAUUGAGUAGAAGAAAUAAAUCAAUUAUUAUGUUCUUGAGCAGCACAUCAUUUUUUGUGUUUUUGAUUGCUGCAGGUGCUCAAACAGACAAAAGACAGGUGUGAAAACGCUCUGAAAAUUUCUGUUACUGGCGUAGGAUGGGAUUAAUUUAUUGACGAACUUAUUGACACAAAUUUACAGAGAGAAAUGUUAAGCACGAUUCAUUUGUUAACCAUAAUUACAUUUUCUGAUAACACUGAAGACUAGGGAGAAUUCUGAAAGGUAUGUCUCAUACUUUGUCGUUGUUUGGGAGAAGUUGAAAGGAAUUGAGCGUGAUGAUUCUUGAAAUUUCAGUACUAUAAAAUUAACUGGUUGCUUUUUUUAUUGUAAUGAAUUGUGCAACAAUUGUUGAGUUUUUGAGUCUAGAUUUGUACUUUUCAUCUAAUUAAAAUGUCUGGACUUCAACGUUGUUGUAAGCAUGCUCUAUUAAUAAAAAAAACUCUCUUUUCUGAUGCCAAUAAUAAAGACGAACUGACGGGCAGUAAUGAUAAUAAUAUCAGCUCUGCUGGUGUUAUUGUCAUGGUGAAGUGUGUUAUUAUGAUGCCAAAAACGAUUGUUUUGCAUGCAAGCCAAAUGGUGUGAACUCUGACCUUUUUGCUCUGGUUCACCUGUGUUUAUUCAAACAAUGUAUUUUCAGAGACAUUGAUAUUUUGCCAAUUUACUUGACAAGUCAUUUGGUAGUUAAAAAUGAUUUGGAUUGUAAUUCCUUAAAACAGGAAAUUUUAUAUUGAGCGUUUGAGUCCAGACACCAACACUUGUAUUCGCCUUGUUUUCACUCUGACACUAUGAUUCGGAGGCGCCAGGAAGUGGCUGUGAGAUUUUUCAUGCUGUAGGAGGCCGUUUAAUGAAUCGGAGCCUUCAGUUAGUAAAACUAAUGUGAUGUUAAUGUCUGUGAUAACAGCCUGUCAUAGUGAAUAAACUCUUGCUUCAUAUUCGAUAACUCGAAAUAAAGUCUUAAGCAAAGAGCUUUUAAAAUUU